AUGAGAAUAUGUGUGCUUCAAUCCUCGUAUGAGGGUUCUGAGUCAAGCCUCCAAGAAGUAGACACGAAUUUUCCCAAUCCAGGAGCCUUCACGUCUCAACAUUCGUUCGAGAACCGAUUUAUCCACAAGAAUACGGCGAAACAGGAGAUUGAUGCGGUCAUCGCCGAACAGUUUGACUUUUACAUAAACUUUCUCUGGGGCACGUUGGAUGAUGAUGUAGCUGGAAUCCAGGCAAGUCGAUACUUGGAGUCUUUGGGAGUCCCCUCUGCCGGCCUUCGCAGCUGGGAGCGCUCGCGGUCCAAGAAUGACUUCUAUGAGAGUGCCUCUCGGCGAGGUGCGCCUCCUGUACCUGGAAAGGAGAAGUUCCCUCUGUUUGUGAAGCCGGCCAAUGGAUGCGCAAGCCAAAUGAUCGACGACCAGUCUCUUUGCCACGAUGAGGUCGAGCUUCAGAAAGCCUUGCGUCGCAUCAAUGGGCGCCUUCGGGACUCUCGACGGUGUAGAGCGAAAGUCCUGGGAAAGGAAGACCCGCAAGCGUACGUGGAUUCGUACGAUCCCGAUAGCCGUUCGAGUGACGAUAUCGUUGUCCAAGAAUACAUCGACGGCCGGGACUACCUGGUCAGUGUCAUCGCAUUCGGAGAAUCCGCCUUGGCUCUGCAGCCCUGUGUUGUCAAGAUCAGGGACACACCAAACCGAGCCAAUUUCCUUACAUUUGACAUGAAAUUCGACGACCAAACCCGGUUCGAGGUCAUUAGUCGUCAAGACAACCCUACUCUCUACGACCGUCUGCAGGAGGUGGCACUGGAGGCCUUCGAGACCGGUGGGUUUCGCCAUAGCUAUAUGGGAUGCGACGUGGACAUGCGUGUCCGGUCCAACGGCGAGGUCUUUGCCAUCGAAGUCAACCCACAGCCCGCAUGCUUCCUUCCGGACGAGACCGGCUUCGCGGACGCGCCCAUCACGGAGAGUCUUCCGGGUGGCCAUAUGGCGGUGGUGAACAUCUUCGUUGCCAAUUACUUCCUCCAGAGCGAUACUCUCCGAGAAUGGUCCAAAGUUGCCAAGAUUUACGAUGAGAUGGCCACCGACUACGAUGAGACGGUGCGGACCGUGAGCCAAAUUGAUGAUAUCAUGCGCAGGGUUACGAGAAAUUUCGAUUUCGAAGGCACAGUGAUUGACCUUGCAUGCGGAACUGGCGGGUUUGGCCGUCUGCUUGCCGAGUGCCAACCCGGACGUCAUCGCCAUCGUGAGGGCGCAGUUGUUGGCUUUGAUCUAUCGCCGGGGAUGGUGGACAGCUGUCGGACAAUGGGCUUCUAUAACGAAGUAUACGUGAGCCGCAUGCAGACUUGUCUUCUCGAGUAUGUGACCCAUACGAAAAUAGACCAUAUCGUCUGCUUCUCUGCAAUACACUUUCUCUCGCCCGAGGAAUUUGCUUUUCUCCUCGUCUCCUGCUUCGUGAUAGCGCAGAAGUCGAUCACGAUUGGAGUGGAUGAAAUUCCACAUGUAUACAACGAGAAUCUCCACAAGCGAGGCUGUUCGUUUAUGCACUCCUUCAACCACCUCCAGAACAUGGAGGCGUUUGGAAAGCCUCGCGGCUGGACUCUGGUGAGUCGGCAACGCCAAUUCGGAUGGAAUUCACCCGCCACUAAGGACGAUGUGUACACUACCACCUUCCGGUUCGAGCGAGUGGAUCCUCAGAGCAUUCACGAUGUACGCCUGGCGCGAUUCGAGUAA
Penicillium salamii is the source of this 1725-nucleotide messenger RNA. The record is from the annotation of a GenBank genome assembly. NCBI's taxonomy places the organism in Eukaryota, Fungi, Ascomycota, Eurotiomycetes, Eurotiales, Aspergillaceae.